This is a messenger RNA of Dermacentor andersoni, 1465 nucleotides long. RefSeq lists its product as uncharacterized. The record is from RefSeq and is a predicted model, not a curated record. NCBI's taxonomy places the organism in Eukaryota, Metazoa, Arthropoda, Arachnida, Ixodida, Ixodidae.
GGUGGUGCAGAUGAAGCAGGAAGCCAACGACGAUGUACUUCUGGCUAAUUUCACGCCACGAUGUUUUCAACCACGCAGAUGCGUCGGAGCCUGCUGUUCCUGCUAACGACGGUCAUUGUCUUGGUGCCGUUCAUGCUGGGAUGCUUGCUCUACCGAAUAAGAGGCCUCGAUGACGUGAACCAUCUCUUCGGCUUCGGCAAACCCGUGGAAUCCACCAACGCCUACAACGACCGCGCCGGCAGGGCAGUGGCGCCGCACGCGCAGUGGGUGGAGCACGGACACCGGUGGCAGACUCCGCAACGGGGUCUCCGUCUGUUCUCGGCCCACUACCGCCACGAGCUCGGGUCCUCGUCGAAGCCCAUGAUACGAAUCAUUGCGCUUGCGACUACGGAAUUCCUGGAAACCUGCCUUGUGCAAGCCCGCGUUGUCUACCGGGACUACCCGAACUCUUUUCCUACCGAACCUGUCGUGUGCAGACGUUUGUCCCAACAACCAGGACCCAACGCCUCUCUGCUGCAUGGCGUGGUUCUCGAGUUAGCCACGGGUCAACCCGACGACCGCGUACCAGUUGCCUUGUCAAUCCAAACGAGUCAAGACCCCCGAUCCGUCGUGUGGAUCGCCGUGAACACGUCGUUCGUCGAGCCCCUCCGCGACAGGGAUUCUGUGGCCAUCUGCCUGCGCCUCGACGGCGCGAGCUCCGAACACGUGACCGAUUUGGCUGAGUGGUACCGGUCCCGAGGAGCGCGACAGGUCACUGUUUACGGCGUCGCAGCCAGAACAGCAAGCGCCGAGUUCAAGGCGCCUUCAUUUAAAGGAGAGUUUGUGUCCUGGUACGACCCCGAGAUGCUCGUCGGCGUCUCGGAGGCGACAGCUAUGUCGCUGAUGCUCCGCGACUGCGCGCUGCGCUCUUCGGCGACGUCCAAGUGCGUGGCGUUUCUGGGCGCCGACGAGAGGCUGGUGGUCGAGCCUCACGGCUCGCGGGCCAAGUGCUGCUUGCGGGACCCGCGUCUACUGUGGACGUGCGAGAACUCCUGGACGGUGUUUGUGGAACGCCGCGAUGGCAACGAGCUCUUUUCAGCUGGCGGCUCUUCUUGCGAAGGAUCUACUGCCAUCAAGAACAUCCCUUCAGCUAGCGAGCCGACCCCGCACCAUCGUUCGCCGACGACACUCUAUCGGCGCUGUGUCAACGGGACGAUGCGGGAGGCUGUCCUCUUUCGCGUCGAUGAUGGCUUGCUGGAUGGUUCGACGGCCGUGGGCGAAAAUUGGAGCCUUCUCGCGCCGUCCAUUGCCGUCUUGCGCUCAUACAUAGCCACAAGACCUAAUGACUGGAAAAACAAUUCGAAAGUCCGAGAGGCUUCUGCAUGGCUUUGAGCAUGUGUCACGAAAAUUUUUCUAUAGCUGUUAUUCUUUCUCUCUUCCAUGCGAACUUCAGUUCGCGUCUGCUACUCAAAAAAAAAUGAACAAA